Molecule: messenger RNA, 1290 nt
Organism: Somion occarium
Lineage: Eukaryota; Fungi; Basidiomycota; Agaricomycetes; Polyporales; Cerrenaceae
Source: the annotation of a GenBank genome assembly
AUGCCUCCAAAAUCAACAAAAACAUCUUUUCCCUGUACCUCUUGCAACUCAGCUACUUUUUCUACCAAAGCUCAGUUGAAUACUCACAGAAGUAACUGUGUUCAAACUGGAAUUCUCAACUUACCUGAUAGUGUCAUUGUCAUCUCCAAAGGCAAAGAUAACAAGUUUUUCUGCCAGUGUGAUAGUGGCAAAUGUGAUCCCAAUGGCUAUCUCAAUAUAUACAAUCUGCGCAGACACUUGACAAAAUAUAAAGGAAUCUGGAAAGUUGAAACUUCUGGCUCUGGUGUUGGUUCCCCUUCUGCCCUUCAGGACUCUGGUUCUAAUACCAACUCAAGUCUUCAAGAGACUUCCAAUCCUAUUUCUCUCAGGCCCCAGGUUUCAAGUUCCAGAGUGUCCUCUCCUCCACUUUCCUUUCCACCAUCUCCAACUCUUCCAACUCCUCCAUCUCCUCCUGCUGCCUCCAUAUUCAGAGCUCAGUCCUUGGACUAUGAAGAUCCACCUCUGCCUCAGCCUGAACCUGCUUUGCCAACUGAAUUAUAUCAGGAUGCAUACUUAGCCAGCUUGCACUUGGCUGUUAACAUCAGACUUCCAGCUCUUUGCUGUGAAGUCUGCCAAGUUGCCCUCAUUCCUGAUCAGGCUGCCAGACACUGCUCUGAGUCAAAUAUCACUGCUCAUCCCAGACUCAAUGUGGAUAUGGCCAAGUUGCAGGCCAGUUUGGCUUCAUUCAACUUCUCCAUGUAUUCUCUGCCUGCCAUAUCCACCAUCUCUGUGCCUGCUUUCCAAGGUCUGGCUAUUCAUGAGGUCCUUCAAUGCUCCCACUGUUCCUUGAUGCUUAGUGACAAAAAGCAUCUCAAUGUUCACUGCAAACAACAGCACUCUCACUCUGCAUCUGGACAGUUUGCCAAGGUUCAUGCUCAGCAGCUAAACAAGGGAACUCACAAGACUUACUUCUCUGUCCAACCUCCAACCUUUGGUCCACCUUCCACUGACACUCUCAACCUCAUUCACUCCAUCAGAGAGCAAGUGACUGCCAGGCAUCAGGCUCUUACUGUUCAACAAACUGAGUCCAGAGAUGUGACACCUUUUCUGCAAAGGUUGAAGUGGCAUAUCUAUGUGACUGGUAAAGACCUGACUGCUCUGAAACUUAUGGUGGCACCAAUUGGCAGAAAUGAGGCUGUGGGUCUCAAAGAGAUUAUGGAUCACUAUGUGCAGUCUUCCUUAGACUGUGUAGAGGCUAUGUCAGAACUGGCUAGGCAAAAACUCAAUUCUCCUUAUCCUGAUACAGAGUAA